AUGCGUGAGAUGCUCAUCGCGGGCAAGGUCCACUACCCGCCUAACGGAUGGUGGGAGGAUUUGCUCUUCUACCUUCAGAACAACCACGUCCUCCUCUCUGCCUUCUGCGCUCACCCCGCACACCCUUACACGCGCUGCCGGCGGUCGCUCGUGUUGCUCUCUUCAGUCACGUUUGCCUUCUUCCUCAACGCCGUCUUCAUUGCUGCCGUCCAGACGACCCUGCUCCGCUCCAUCCUCGAGGUGAAAGCCACGCUGUCGAAGGCGACGAUCGGCACGAUCGUGCAGAUGAUGUGGGAUGUGCCGAGCGGGAUGGUCGGGGCUUGCACGUGUGCCAAUGCCUCCUGCCUGCCCUCGUGCGUGGUGCGCCUAUGCCACUGCGUCUCGUGCGCCAUCCUCGCCUGCCAUCUCUACCUCGGCAUCUUAUACGGCAUCGUCGGAGUCGUCAUCCUUGCUCUCGAGAAGUCGGAGCGUACGGAGGUGGACGAGGUGUCGCUGGAGUUUGCACACGCCAAGGUGCUCGCGUGGGCAACUUCUGUGCCCUUUCUCGCUCUCAUCUUUGGAUGCUCCAGGUAUUUUGAGAAGAGGAAGUCGGCAAAAGACGUGGUCGCUCAUUGGCAGAAAUCAGCGAAAGCACCGGUGGAUUUGGACUAA
Molecule: messenger RNA, 651 nt
Organism: Emiliania huxleyi CCMP1516
Lineage: Eukaryota; Haptophyta; Isochrysidales; Noelaerhabdaceae
Exons: 3
Coding region: 1-651 (216 amino acids)
Source: RefSeq, a predicted model, not a curated record